Molecule: messenger RNA, 603 nt
Organism: Colletotrichum graminicola M1.001
Lineage: Eukaryota; Fungi; Ascomycota; Sordariomycetes; Glomerellales; Glomerellaceae
Exons: 3
Coding region: 1-603 (200 amino acids)
Source: RefSeq, a predicted model, not a curated record
AUGGCUUUCUGCGUUGUUAUUACCCCCAAGGUUCGUGCCGACAAGAAGGAGGAGUUCCUCGCGGCCUGGCCCAAAGUCAAGGAGGAAAUUUCCAAGCAACCUGGCGUCGUUCGCGUGGCCGGUGGUCAAGUUGUCAACGAGAGCGGGACGCCCGUGACCGAGUUCAAGUAUAUCCAAACCAUAGUUUUCAACUCAGAAGCGGAUGAGAAGGCUUUCGCCGAGUCAGCGUGGGUAAAGGAUCAUAAAGCCGAAAGCGAGAAAUUUUGUGACGGUCCGCCACGCAUCGCCAAGUUCGAGACCGGCCCCCUUCACGACGAGAAAUCCAAGGCCUUUGCGCAGUUCGCAUUCCUCAAUAUAACAGACGAGAGCAAGCAUGAGGAGGCGAAGCAAGCGUGGCAGGAUCUCGCUGCAGCCCUUGGACAGACCCCAAAGUUCGGUGGAAGGGGUAUAGGUGACGAGCAGAGUACUGGAAUGGGUGUUCUGGGCUGGGAUAGCGAAGACGAAGCCGGAGCGGCGUAUACUAAACCGGAGGCCCAAGCUGCUUUGCAAAAGUACAAGAGCUUUGGAAAAGACGUGGCAGUCUUGGUCAAGCUGGAGGCAUGA